UUGUCCUGUUUCCAUCUUCCAUCAUAAUAAUGUGGGACUACUAAUCCUGAAUUUUCGAAGUUUCUUGUCCGCAGCUCGGGAAUCUAUCCUUCCAGCUCUGUUUGAUUACUUAUUUUUUGUGCUAGUCGGUAGUUUUCCUAAUACAAUUGUGUCAGUUCGAACAGCAAGAAUGGCAGUCCCGAUUGAAACUAUCGACCUAGUAGCGGACGGCGAUGACGAUGUUGUGGUUUUGCCCUCGGACAUUCCCGAUAACCGAUCAGCAGAAGCUCGAAAAGAGCAAGGGAACAAUCAGUUCAAGCGGAAGAAAUAUGACAAAGCUUUAAUUCACUACAAUGAAGCUAUAAAACUCUGCCCUGAAGCUGCUUGUUACUAUGGAAACAGAGCUGCCUGUUACCUCAUGAUGGGCCAGUACAAGAGAGCACUAGAGGAUUCUAAAAAGUCGGUCGACCUUGACUCCAAAUUUGUGAAGGGUUAUCUUCGGUUGGUUAAGUGCUACAUAGCUCUCGGUGAUACUGCUUCUGCUGAGAAAACAUUGCGACAGGCAGAAGAAAUAGAACCAGCCAAUGCAGCCAUCAAAACAGAGAGAAACAACUUAAAUACCUUACUCAACUUCAUUCAAGAAGCAGACAAAGCUCUUAAGAAAAAUGAUUACAGAACAGUGGUGUACAAUGUGGACAGAGCACUGUUACAAGCGACACACUCUACUUCUUUGAAACUACUCAAAGCUGAAUGCUUAGCAUACUUGAACCGUACAGGGGAAGCCCAAGAACUUGCAAACGAUGCUGUGAACCAGGAUAAACAGAAUGCUGAUGCUAUUUUUGUUCUUGGUCUUUGUCAGUAUUACCAGAACAACAUCGACCGAGCUUUGCCAUAUUUUCAGCAUGUUCUGCGAUUGGCACCCGAUCACCAGAAAUCCAAAGAUAUGUAUAAGAAAGCCAAGCUACUCCAAAAAUUGAAAGAAGAUGGAAACAAUUCUUACAAAUCCGGUAAACUACCAGAAGCCCUCAAAGCAUACACAGAUGCGCUUGCAGUGGACCCACUGUUCAACACUGCCAACGCUGUACUUUACUCCAACAGAGCAGCUGUUAGUCAAAAAUUAGGCAAGCUUGAAGAUGCUAUCGCAGACUGUACCCAAGCAUUGAAGCUGGAUGAGACAUACCUGAAACCUUUACUGAGGAGAGCUCAAUGUUAUCAAGGACUAAACGAACAUGAAAAGGCUGUUGCUGAUUUUGAAAAAGCCUACAAACAGGAGAAAACUAGAGAAAACAGAAAUUUGUAUGAAGAUGCAAAAUUAACACUGAAAAAAUCAAAGAGAAAAGACUACUAUAAAAUUCUUGGUAUUGACAAAAAUGCAUCGACGGAUGAAAUCAAAAAGGCGUACCGAAAGAGAGCACUUGUCCACCAUCCAGACCGACAUGCAAAUGCUUCAGAGAAUGAGAAGAAAGAACAAGAGAAAAAGUUCAAAGAAGUCGGUGAGGCAUACGGUAUCUUAUCUGACCCUACCAAAAGGAUGCGCUAUGACAGUGGGCAGGAUUUGGAUGAUGCUUGUAGUCCAACCAAUAUAGACCCGACACAAAUGUUCCAGACUUUCUAUGGCGGAGACAGACACAAUUUUAGUUUUCACAGCAAUGCUUUCCCAUCUGAUUUUACCUUCUAUUUCAAGUAGUUAUGUUUUUCAAAAAAAAAUUGCAAAUUUUUCAUUCAAGGGAUUAUUCUUUCCAGACUUUGUUUACUUUAAUUUUAAUUCCUCAUUUUUUGUCUACUUUUCCUUUUGAAUUCGCUAUUAUAUUAUAUUGGUUCUUCAGUUAAGGGCUAUAAAUUUAAUUACGAAAUUUCCCUGUUCAUUCCCCUUGUUUUGGUGGGCAAUCCUUUUUCUUUACCUAUGUGUAAGAUUACUGCCUGACUAUUUAAAUUGUAUUACUUUUUUCUUUUUUCCUUUGUCCUUCAAUAUCUCCUCUUCUAUUUUGUAUCUCUAUACCUGGUAAGAUUAUGUGCUAACAAUUGAAAUUUUUGUAUUUUUUACUGAUACUUCUAGUUUUUAGUUAACGUCUGUGAUUCACAUUUCUCAUUUUUGAUUUUUCAAUCAGAAUUUGCAGUAUCCCAAGAUUUUUUCCUGCCACUAAAAUAAAGUGCGAGAAAAGUUUUGAUCUAAGUUUGAUGCUGUCUUGCUGUAGACAUCUUCUCAUCGAACAAAAUUAUCCAGAAAAACCGAUAUCAGUUGAAGGAGUGCCUCACGAACGCAAGAAUUGGGACUAAAAGUAAACUUAUUAUUUUGAAACAAUUCCAAUUAAAGUGUAGUAGUUUUUAUUUUAAAUACAUUUCUAAGUUAUCACUUCAACGAAUGAUGGAAUGUAAGACAUUAUCCUCAUCACUUUCCAGAAGAUGAAUCGAAAUAUUUUUAGAUGUGUGGUGCUGAGAAAAAUGUUUAUUUUUUCUUUUUGAAACUGCUAAAUUAAAUCAAUGACUGAACUUCAAAACCACUUUUCAAAUUUCAAUGUUUCAAAAUUUCUGCUUAUACUUGAUGAUUUUUUUUAGAAGGAAAAAAAUUGUGACAACAGCCUGAUAUUUUUACAGGAUAUCUAUGAAAUGGUCCAGAAAAAUGAGUAAACCUUUUCAUGCAUUCAAUAUCGAAUUUUCUUUCUUUCCAUUGAUGAAAAAUGCUUUAAAAUUUUGAAUUAUUCAUCUGCGGUACCUCUUUUUGGAUUUUAGUUGUUAGGGUAAAUCUUCUGAUCUCUCCACGUCUUUUCUUAAUAUUCUCCAAGUAUAUCUCCAUCAUCUGAUCAUAGCCCAGCUUGAAAUAUCGAUAAAAUUUGUCUUUGGAAGAGUUAUUCAAUAUUGUAAACUAUCUUAUAUCUGUAGUGUAAACUUUUCUAAAUAGCACUGAAUAACGUUCUAAAAAAGAAAAGAUAAAAAAUUCAGAGAAUAACCCUGCAUCUAAUGAAGCCUAUAUUUCAUUUAAGAAAAUUCCAAAAGUUUCUAUACCUCGAUGGUUUCAAAAAAAUUUCCAACUGCAUUUGGUUAAGAUAAUUUUUUACUUUCUAGUAUUUAUUUGGUAGUGUAGGCCAAUCGUAUACUGUGAAGUUAUUGUUAGAAAGGAGUUUAGGCUUGCUCUAUUUUAGCAAAAACUUUCUGGUCUUAGGUGAUGUAACCAGUUCUGAUUUUCGGCAUGUUUGUCUGAGAACCUCUUUUUAUCUCAUUAGGCUUAUUUCUUUGCUCAUCGUGUAAUCAGACAAACAGAUGUUUGCUUCGUUCUCUCCUGCUGAGUUGUUUUCUCUGUUCUGUUUCUUUUAAGGAGUGAGUUUAACAUUUCUUUUUAGAUGUGAAUCAUGGAUAAGACCAUUCUGUUAUUCAAUCUAUAAUGUAAUUAAAAAAGGCUACUAUCUAAUAAAAUUAUGGAACAUGAGAAAAA
Messenger RNA from Bemisia tabaci, 3409 nucleotides. RefSeq names its product Tetratricopeptide repeat protein 2 (gene Tpr2). The record is from RefSeq and is a predicted model, not a curated record. Gene Ontology annotation, molecular function: protein binding. NCBI's taxonomy places the organism in Eukaryota, Metazoa, Arthropoda, Insecta, Hemiptera, Aleyrodidae.